Messenger RNA from Anopheles bellator, 2992 nucleotides. RefSeq lists its product as uncharacterized. The transcript has 9 exons. Gene Ontology annotation, molecular function: RNA binding; protein binding; translation activator activity. The coding region runs from base 768 to 2684 and encodes 638 amino acids. Gene Ontology annotation, biological process: regulation of translational initiation. The record is from RefSeq and is a predicted model, not a curated record. NCBI's taxonomy places the organism in Eukaryota, Metazoa, Arthropoda, Insecta, Diptera, Culicidae.
GAACGUGUUUUUAUUUCGCCUCGAAAGCCAGAAUAAAGUGAAGUGAAACCCACAUUUUGCCCCCGUUUGGCCAGAGUCUGUCGGAGGUUUUGCCGGUUUUCCAUCUCUGGCUCGCUACGGGAAGCAUAGCCGGAACUUCCUGAAAAGAUAACACGCGAGUGUGUGUCCUCGAAACUUGACGGUGGGACGUUUUCGUUCGCGCGAGAGAAGAGCAGCAACCAACUAGGACCCCCGUGUUCCGUCGCCACGGUGCGCAUUUCGGCGUCAUUUUGGGCGAAGGUAACACAAGCGGAUUGUGCAAUUGUGCAGUGCGUGCCCGUGGGCAGUGAACGAUUUCCGGACGUAGCGCCGCACCUUACACGACGACGAGGACACCGUCGCCGUGGAAAUCUUCUUCCGCUUCCCAGCGCACAGGCCUGCUUUUCUUUGCCUUCUCAUCAUCUGCAAGAGCUGAAAAUUGCUGUGUGCGGUUUUUUGCAUAAAAUUCCAUUCUGCCUGUGAUAGAGAGGAGAGGAGAGGAGAGGGUCAAUACACUUUUCACCCCGGCAGUGAUUUGGCGUGAGGCCGUGUACGCGCGUGUGUGUUGGCCAAGGCUUCCAAAUCUCUUUCCUCGCGAAAAGGUUCGACAUUGCCCUCGGCGACCGAAAACACAGCAGUCCGUGACGUACGUUUGUUUGUGCAGUGCGAAAAUCCUUCGAAGACAGCGAGUGAGCCGAAAAUUAUCCGCGAAGAGGAGUGCGCUUGUGUGUGCUUGCAACGCAUCAGCUAUGGAGCCACAAAGCGGCGGCUGGCAUCCGCAGGACGACGGAUCCUACGAGCAGAUGCGGGCCCCGAAAGCCGCAACCGUAGCCGCAACCGCAGCCUUCAGUCUGUCCGUGGCCGCACAGCCGUUUGUGCCAAGAGGGAAGCAAACGGUGCACAACCAGCCCCAACAGCAGCAACCGCAACCCCCAUUCAGCACCUACGCAGCGCCGAUGCAAUCGCGGGCAUCGCAACUGAAUCAGCGGAUGGAACAGGCCGCCUCCGGUGGCUCGGUAGUGGAACCCGUUGGUGGUGGCGGUGAUUUUUCGGUCUAUCCCGGAGGCGGUGGUUCCAACCACAUGGGCAACUAUCACGGAAUGAUGAUGAACGGCAAUGACGCGGUGAAGCAGUCGUCGGCACUGGUCAAUCGGUUGAACCAUCUAACCGUGCGAGAUCGACCGGAUCCGAAGCAGGAAUUUAAUCACCAUCAGCACCACCACCAGCAGCCACCGAUGCACCACCAGCAGCAUCAUUUGCAGCAUCAGCAGCCGCAGCAACGUCUUCAGCAGUAUCAGCAGCAGCAGCUCCACCACCCCCAUCACCACCACCAUCAGCAGCAGCAGCAGCAGAACCACCACGGCCAUUCGCAACUUCCGCAGCAGCUGCAGCAGCAGCAAGUCGCGUACGGCGUUCCGUACGGUGUCGGCCACUCGAACGCCAUCAACAACCAACUGAACCAUCCGAUCCUUGGUGCCAAUCUGGGAAUGGGUGGUGAAAACCGUAAGCACAACGGCCCGGCAGGAGGACAGCAACACCGCUCCCGGCAGCAACAGCAUCAUCAUCACCAGCAGGGCCACCAGCAGCAUCACCACCAUCCUCACCAUCAUCAGUCGAUAGGUGGUGGUGGCGGUGGUGGCGGCGGCGGCGGCAAUGGUAUGAUGGCCGGUGGCGGCAUGGGUGGUAACGCCGGGAUGGGAGAGUUCAUCGAUGACGUGCAGACUUCAGACGAGCAGGCGUACGUCCUGGACUAUCUGACCGAGGUCAUUGCCGAGCUGUACGACAAUCCCGGCAUGUUUGAGGACUUGAAGCAGAAGGUUCCGAAAAUGUUUGCCGACUACCGUGAGGAUCGCUACGUGCUGAGUAACGCCGUGGAGAUGAUUUUCGAGCAGUCUAUCAAGGAGUCGAACUUCCGCUACAUGGGUGCCCGCUUGUGUCAACUGCUGGACAGUUUGGACGACAGCCCCAACAGUAUACUGCGUAUGAUGUUCCAGCUCAAGAUGGAGGACCAGCAGAACGAGCUGAUGCAGCUGAAACACGAUCAGGCCAAGGUUCGCGGCACCACGCUCUUCCUUGCCGAGCUGUACAUGCAACUGCGGAAUCCGCACCAUAACUUGACGAACGACGUCGCCGGGCGCAUCAUUGCCGCAAUCGAAAUUCUGCUCCAGAAGGGAGGCCCCGAAAACGUCAAGUGUGUUUGCCAAUGUCUAAAGCUCUGCGGUUUCGAGCUGGAACAAGACUGCCGUGAAGAUGUGCUCAACAUACUGGAAAAGUUGCGCGGCAUGGAAAAGAAGGUCAUGUCAUCGGUCGUUCCGCUCAUCCACUCGGUAAUGAAACUGCAGCAACAAUCCUGGGGACGCAGCGAAGAAUUAGUUCCCGUUGCUCCGGUGCCUACCAUGCCGGAUCCGAUGGCGCCCGGUGUGGGGCUCCCGUUGGGCUUGGAGUUCCACGAUAGCCCGGUGUUCUACGGUCCCGAUGGGAAGGUGCUGUCGGAGGAGGAAAACUCGUUCCUGGAGACCAAUCUCGCCAGCAAGCGAUAUGCCGCCCUCAAUGGUUACGACGACGACGAUGAUGCGUACGACGUGGUGGACGAUCAGGAUCCGGAGGUGCAGCUAGCCUUUGAGAAUUUUGUCGCCGAAAGCAACAAUCGGCAGCAGCACCAUUAGUAGUUUGGUGCGCCCUCGGUGUCCGUCCUUCCACCGAACCCCCGGAGAACGCGGUACGGUCUCUGCUCUGCCCUCCCGACGAAGACGACGGAACACUUUCACUGCAGCGGAGAUCCAGGGAGACAGAGCGAGGGUGGUGCAUGUUGGCAGAAAGCGGCGGCGAGACGAAAAAACAAACGCCAGGAAAAAGUAAAACAAAACAAAAAAAACGGUAGCAAACAACAAACUAUAUCCAACGUAAAAAAAACUCAACACUUAUACAUUCAACUUCUCGAUAGAAUAGAGUGAAAAAAAAAGUUUAGAAAAUC